AUGUCAUCUGCUGUUAGUGCCUUACAACCGGAGCUUUGGACAAGCUCCUCGAAUGAAGUCCUCAAAAUUUUCAUCACAGAUGGAACAGGUGCUAUCAACUUUUCUCCCGAGUUCACCUACCCCAUUUUUGGUGAUGCCGAGACAAUUUAUGGGUAUAAGGAUUUAGUAAUAUUCUUAUGCUUUGACCACUAUACAUUCUAUCCAUUUUUGAACAUAAAGUAUAGCGAAAAGUUGGAUGACCCAGAGAUUGGUGACUUGAAGGAAAAAAUAUCGGAAUUCUUACCAUUAACUACAGUUUUCAAGGAUGAAGAGAAGUGGGUGGACUCCAUUGAAGAUGAAAAGAAACAAUACCAAAUUCCAGGUGAUUUGGUUCAAGAGUUCACCAAAGAUGGUGAAGAUUUUUCCAUCUACAAGUUGAAUCUCAGUGAUGUGGCUGGGCUUGAGCUUCAUAAAAGGCUUCAAAUAUUGGUCCUUCUCUUCAUUGAAGCAGGAUCAUACAUCGAUGCAGGCGAUAAACUAUGGGAAGUGUAUGUGUUGUACAAAAAAUCCGCAAAGGAACCUUCCAUUGUUGGUUUCACUACCGUCUACAAUUAUUGGAGAUACGGAGGAGCUGAAAAGUUCGAUUUGGAUGUACAACAAGUUCGCAAAAAGAUUUCACAGUUCAUAAUUAUGCCCCCACAUCAAGGAAAGGGAUUAGGAGGAACGUUUUACAAGCAAUUGAGUGAACAAUGGGACAAGGAUGCACUGGUUACAGAGAUUGUGAUUGAGGAUCCUAAUGAAAGUUUUGACGAUUUGAGAGAUAGGGUGGAUUUAAAGCGGUUAAACGAGCAAAUCGACAUCUCUGCCAUCUCUACCGCUUCUAGCCCCGAGUGGUUGAAUACCACUCGCACAGCAUUGAAGUUGGAGAAGAGGCAGUUUUCUCGUUUGGUGGAAAUGAUCCUACUUUACAAGUUGAAGCACAAGCAGGACGAAAGUGCUCGUGCCGUGCGUUUACACAUAAAAAGACGUUUGUAUGAAAAAAAUAAGGACGGCUUGAGCGGACUUGAUGAGAACACAAAGAAGGAUAAAUUGCAAACUGCUUACAUCGCUUUGGAAGAGGACUACUACAGGAUAUUGGGCGACAUCAAAUUGAACACCAAGAGAAAGACUGAGGAGGGGUCGACUGGAGUCAAGAAAAAGAAGAUAUAG
Messenger RNA from Suhomyces tanzawaensis NRRL Y-17324, 1188 nucleotides. RefSeq names its product histone acetyltransferase catalytic subunit (gene HAT1). Gene Ontology annotation, biological process: subtelomeric heterochromatin formation. Bases 1 to 1188 code for a protein of 395 amino acids. The transcript has a single exon. Gene Ontology annotation, molecular function: histone binding; histone H4 acetyltransferase activity. Lineage: Eukaryota; Fungi; Ascomycota; Pichiomycetes; Serinales; Debaryomycetaceae. Gene Ontology annotation, cellular component: nucleus. The record is from RefSeq and is a predicted model, not a curated record.